GUGAGAACAAAAAGUGAUAGUAAGUGUGAAGAAGCACACAAGAGGAAGUUAUGUGGACUGACAUGUGUGACGUUAUACAUUAGAAGCAAAAGGUGACAGUAAAUAGCUGCAACAAGUGUUCUGACACUCAUUGCAGAGAGAGACGACACUCCUUUAGCAGAGAAAGGUAAUUGAGGAACCUAUUCUUUUAACAAAUUUGUUCAAUAAUCGAUAGGAAACUGAGGACAGUGAAAGUUUGGACCCAGGUUUGCUAAUUUUCCAGAGACAAAGAUGGGGGGAACAUCAUCGAAAUCAACUCCUACUACUCCUCCAACUCCUCGUCCUACUCCUCCAACUCCUCAUCAUACUCCUGGUCCUUCGCCAGAACUAAUAAAUCCUUGGAGACCAGUAAAUUGGGGUGAAAAAGAGAAGAUUUUGAAAGACUUGAAAGAUUUAAAGCCACAGCUGGAGCCCCUUAGGAUUCUGCUAUAUGGACCAGUUGGGGCAGGGAAGUCGUGCUUCAUAAACUCUGUCCAGAGGACCCUCAUAGGCCGUAAUUUCAUUAGUGCUCUGGAAAGCACAACAGAAAGUGGAGAAAGCUUCACUACUAAAAUCAAAACACACAAGAUGAAAAAGCAUGGGGGUGGAUAUUAUCCUGUUGUUUUCACUGACAUCAUGGGACUUGAAAUGAACAAAGGAGGGAUACACACUGAAGACAUCAUCAAAAUUUUAGAGGGGCAUAUUUUAGAUAACUACAAAUUUAAUCCUCGGGGACCUAUAACUGAGAAUGACCGAAACUACAAUCCCUGCCCAAAUCCAUGUGAUAAAGUUCACUGUGUGGUGAGCAUUGUUCCUGCUGAUGGCAUCACAAGAAUGGAUCAGAGUGUGAUUAACAAAAUGAAGGAAGUUCGAGAGAAAGCUUCUGAACUGAACAUUCCACAAGUCAUUGUGUUGACGAAAGUGGAUAAAGCAUGUGAGAUAGUGCACCGAGACUUGAGAAAACUUUAUCACAGCAGAAAGAUCAAAGAGAAGACACAGCACAGCAGUAAUAACCUGGGCAUCCCAGUGAACAGCAUCUACCCUGUGAAGAACUAUCAUGAGGAGGUCACUGAAGACAAUGAUAUUGACGUUAUCAUUCUCAUGGCACUGAGGGAUAUUUUCAACUUUGCCAAUGACUAUGCAGAGGCUACGUAUGAACCGAGCGACAACUGAAUGCAAAACUAUAUGAAUACAAGGAUUUGUGCUCCCUCUUAUAUUGUGUCUCUUAUAACUGUGUAGUUGCACCUUAAAAAUACAUGCAACAACAUAACUAACCACAAUUUAAUACACAACAGCUUAUGUAAAUACACAAGUGAAUCAACUGCAGUUUUUACUCUUGUGAUUAAACACAGGUGGCUUGAUAUUUGUAACAACACAUUUUCUAUUUUGUAAUUACACAAGUGUAAUAGGGUGAGGGUAAUUACAUUUGUAUAAACUGCUGUUUUUUUGUUUUUUUUUCCAGCAAGUCUUUGCUGAUUGUAACAGGAAGUAUGUAGUCACCUACAGUAUGGGAAUGCUUACAUUCCUACCUUCCUAACAUUAAGCUAGCUGCAAUAGUUAGCUUGUGUCGUAACACUGUAAUAUCACUAAACAUGGCUCCUACUUUUAUGUAAUUAAUUAAAAUAUAUGUGUUGUGUUAUAUUAUCCCAAAAGUAGUGUCUGGGUUACAAUUCUGUAAUUUCA
Molecule: messenger RNA, 1701 nt
Organism: Colossoma macropomum (tambaqui)
Lineage: Eukaryota; Metazoa; Chordata; Actinopteri; Characiformes; Serrasalmidae
Product: interferon-induced protein 44-like
Exons: 8
Coding region: 271-1191 (306 amino acids)
Source: RefSeq, a predicted model, not a curated record